AUGUCCGUUUCCAAAUCAGCGCCACAUGAUCUCGAAGCUUCGCUGAAGCAAAUGAGCAACCCCAGCAUAUCUCCAGGGGACAUUGCGGACGAUGACAGCAAAAGACUGCCGGAGACAGGCCAUGUGCAGGAACUGGCCAGAAAUUUCAGCUUGCUGUCUUUGGCCGGAACCGGCAUUCUGGUAGGCAAUGUCUGGCCUGCUUUAGGUGGUUCCAUCUUGGUUGCAAUCUACAAUGGUGGGCCACCCGGGGUUCUCUACGAAUUUAUAGCUGCCUCUUGCUUCUAUUUCAUGAUAGCUGCCUCCUUGGCUGAGCUAGCUUCGGCGAUGCCGUCGUCCGCAGGACCUUACCUCUGGGCGUCUGUCACGCCAGGCAAGAAGUACGGACGAGCCGUAGGGUUUUUCGCCGGGUGGUGGAACAUCUUUGCUUGGAUUUUCGCGGCUGCCUCAAUGAGUGCUAUCUGUGCGAACGUGAUCGUGCAGAUGUACGCCUUCUCGCAUCCAUCGUUGCGAGUCACAAGCUGGCACGUUUUCAUCACUUACCUGCUCAUCACCUGGAGUUGCUGUGGAGCAGUUUGUCUCUUCAACAAAUACAUGCCUAUGCUGAAUAAAAUCGGCAUCUUAGUGACUGUUGCUGGAGUAUUCAUCACAAUUUUAGUGUGUGCAAUUAUGCCUUCUCACGGUGAAAGGCCUGGGCAUGCCAGCAGUGAGACCGUCUGGGCAAGUUGGACCGCCGACAUAGGAUACCCAAACGGAUUUGUUUUCGUCGCAGGUAUGCUUAACGGGUCUUAUGCAAUGGGAACACCAGAUUCAACCAGUCACUUGGCUGAAGAGAUCCCAGAGCCAUCGAAGAAUGUUCCAAAGGCGAUCGCCAUGCAAUAUGUGAUUGGGUUUGCGUCAGGUCUGGCGUAUUUGAUUGCGAUCUUGUACGCCAUAAACGAUUACGACGCCCUCUUCACAUCUGCUUUCCCAAUCGCCGAGAUAUAUCACCAAGCAACAGCCAACACUUCGGGCACCAUCGGGCUACUGACGUUGCUCCUGCUUCCCACAGUUAUCUGCGUUGUUACGCUCUACAUAACGUGCGGACGCACACUAUGGGCACUCUCGCGCGACGGCGCAACACCAUUCCCAGGCUUUCUGGGUCACGUCAAUUCGAAGCUUGGCCUUCCAGCGAACGCAACCUUGAGUUGUUGCGCACUGGUGACAAUGAUGGGCUGUAUCUACGUCGGUAGCAUCACCGCUUUCAAUGCAUUCGUGGGCAGCUAUGUGCUGAUGUCUACAUCCUCGUACAUCGCCUCACUUUUACCAUUCUUAUUACACGGAAGGCGAGGUGUGGAAUUCGGUUAUUUCCAACUACCGCGUAGUCUUGGUUUCAUUUUCAACUCUCUGGCCUGUGCGUUUAUGUUGGUCUGGUUCGUCAUUUACUGCUUCCCGUACAGCCUACCCACAAACGCGCAGAGUAUGAAUUACUCUAGUCUCAUUUGGGGAGGCUUGACGAUUUUGGUUGGCUUGUGGUGGGUUUUACACGCCAGAACUCGGUACCUAGGCAUUGUGUUGGCGCCAAGACACGAACUAGCGUAA
Messenger RNA from Exophiala aquamarina CBS 119918, 1578 nucleotides. RefSeq lists its product as uncharacterized. The transcript has 2 exons. NCBI's taxonomy places the organism in Eukaryota, Fungi, Ascomycota, Eurotiomycetes, Chaetothyriales, Herpotrichiellaceae. Gene Ontology annotation, biological process: transmembrane transport; amino acid transport. Gene Ontology annotation, molecular function: transmembrane transporter activity. The coding region runs from base 1 to 1578 and encodes 525 amino acids. The record is from RefSeq and is a predicted model, not a curated record. Gene Ontology annotation, cellular component: membrane.